Messenger RNA from Corticium candelabrum, 1896 nucleotides. Its product is annotated as phosphoacetylglucosamine mutase-like. The transcript has 21 exons. Bases 28 to 1674 code for a protein of 548 amino acids. Lineage: Eukaryota; Metazoa; Porifera; Homoscleromorpha; Homosclerophorida; Plakinidae. Gene Ontology annotation, molecular function: magnesium ion binding; phosphoacetylglucosamine mutase activity. Gene Ontology annotation, biological process: carbohydrate metabolic process; UDP-N-acetylglucosamine biosynthetic process. The record is from RefSeq and is a predicted model, not a curated record.
CGGAUGCUAUAGCAAGAUCCAAGAUCUAUGGAGAAGCACAGGAAAAAGAUAGAAUUUGGAGCAAGGCAACACCCUAAGCUUGAAGGAAUUACUUACAAUUAUGGAACCGCAGGAUUCAGGGAAAAGGCUGACAAACUAGACGCAGUCAUGUAUCGUAUGGGACUGCUAGCUGUGUUACGUUCAAAGAAAACAAAAGUGGAGGUUGGUCUAAUGGUUACUGCAUCUCACAAUCCUGUUGAGGAUAAUGGAGUAAAAUUGGUUGAUCCAAUGGGUCUUAUGUUGACUGAAAAUUGGGAGCCACACGCCACUCACGUAGCAAACUGUAGUGAUUUGGAGCUGGUGGAUACACUUCAGAGAGUUGCUGCUGAAGAACAAAUUGAUGCUAAGCAGAAAGUGAAUGUUAUUAUCAUUGGCUAUGACACCAGGCCAUCUUCAAAGAGAUUUGCUUCAUCAAUACAAGAUGGUGUUGAAGCAUUUGAUGAACAAGUGUUUCAAGCUGGUUGUGUGACAACACCACAGUUACAUUACUUAGUGCGAGGUUUGAACACUCAAGGAGUCUACGGUGAUGCUACUGAGGAGGGCUAUUAUAUGAAGUUGGGAUUGGCAUUCUGGAAACUGAAUGGAAGUCAGGGUAUUCAGACUCCUGUCUAUGUUGAUGGCGCCAAUGGAGUUGGUGCUGAAAAGGUUCCAAAGCUACUAAAAUACAUCAAUGAAGGAAAAUGCAGUCGUGCCCAUUUUGACAAGAAGUCACAUCUGCAGGCAUUUGUGUCUAAUGAUGGAUCACAAGGAAUAUUGAAUGACAGAUGUGGUGCUGACUAUGUAAAGAUUAAACAAAAACCUCCAGUGGGAAUGGAUGUGAUCCAUGGAAAGCGUUAUUGUACCUUUGAUGGUGAUGCUGAUCGAAUUAUGUACUUUUAUGUUGAGAAAGAUGGGGCAUUUAAACUUCUUGAUGGUGACAAGAUUUGCAUUUUGCUUGCUGAAUUCUUCUUUGAGCACUGGCAACAUUUAGAAUUGCCUCGUGCAACCUUUGGAGUGGUACAGACUGCAUAUGCAAAUGGGAGUUCAACUAAAUAUCUCAAUGAAAAGGGAAUUCGUGUUGUUCUGGCACCCACUGGAGUGAAACACAUUACUAAGAAAGCAGAAGAAUUUGAUGUGGGAGUUGCCUAUGAAGCUAACGGCCAUGGAAAUCUAAUUGUCAAAGAAAAGACAUGGAACUCUAUCAUUGCUUGCAGUCGCAAACGCCUGAGGCCUACAGAUAGACAGAAAGCACGAUCUGCAGAGGUGCUUGAGAAUCUUAUUAAUCUUGUCAACCAGUGUGUUGGUGAUGCAUUAUCAAACAUGCUUGUUGUGGAAACAAUACUCAAUUUGAGAAAGUUGACAAUUGAAGAAUGGGCAAAGUGUUAUGACGAUCUCCCAAACAGGCAACUGAAAGUGAAGGUAAGAGAUCGUUCUGUGAUAAAAACAACAUGGGAUGAGACAAAGGUAAUAGAACCUGCUGCUCUUCAACGUGCCAUCGACGUAUUAGUAGGGGUAAUUCCUUGUGCAAGAUCAUUUGUCAGACCUUCUGGCACAGAGGAUUGUGUGCGAGUUUACAGUGAAGCUGAAACACAGGAGUUGGCUGACACACUGGCAUAUGGAGUUGCAGUAGUCGGUAAACAACGGACAAAGCUUUGAGCCUACCUCUCCUGGUCAACAAGCUGUUCAUACUAUAUAGACAAAGUCAUACCAACUAAGUGAAGUUGUCAAAAUGGUACUGUAUUGCUACGCAAGACUACCAUAUCAUAGUUUGCAUAACAUGAGAAAAGGACUAUGUAUUGGAGUUGCCAUUCCUACUCUGUUGUUAGUUUUUAAAAUUUGCUGAAGCUCUCUGUGAUCAUGACAAGAUGGAAACCUUAU